Maylandia zebra (zebra mbuna) is the source of this 4279-nucleotide messenger RNA. Its product is annotated as cAMP-regulated D2 protein. Gene Ontology annotation, molecular function: cholinesterase activity. The record is from RefSeq and is a predicted model, not a curated record. NCBI's taxonomy places the organism in Eukaryota, Metazoa, Chordata, Actinopteri, Cichliformes, Cichlidae.
CGUAUGAGGGCCGCAGCCAUAAGUCAAGUCAAAUCAUGAUCCAGGCAGCUGGUCUGGGGAAGUAUUAAGAGUAUUCUAUCACAAUAUGGAGAACUGGCACUGUUUGCUGCUGCUGUGCACACUGAGUUUAGAGCUUUCCUCUGGAGGAGUUACAAAAAAUGAUGAUGACAUCGACCUUGUCAGCUUUUUGAGAAAUGUCUACCCCGAGCCGUUCAUCAUCAACCGAGACUUUGAGAUAAACUCCGUCGAGGAGCUGGGAUGCCCGGGGGACCCUGCAAUCAUACAGCAAACCAAGGACAAACCUGUCACUCAGGAUACAGAUGGGGCUGCUGGACCAGUGGUGAUAACCAAAGAUGGCCAGAUCAAGGGGAUUACUGUGGAUAAGGCCCAUGUAUUCUAUGGUGUUCCGUACGCAAGUCCUCCUGUUGGGGCUUACCGCUGGAAGCCCCCCAGACCUGUGAGUCCUUGGCACGGGGUUUAUGAUGCCUCCUUUCCCAGGGCCGCAUGUAUGCAAUUCUGCAGUAAAGCUAUCACUGAGGAGUGCCCUAAGAGUGUCAGUGAGGAUUGUCUCUACCUCAACAUCUUUGUACCACUGGAUGUGGACUUGAGCUCUCCUCUGCAGAGCCACCUGCCUGUCAUGGUUUGGAUCCAUGGUGGAGAUUUCAUUGCUGGUUCUGCCUCCAAGCCUCUGUAUGAUGGACGUUUCAUUAGUAACUUCACCCACAGUGUUGUUGUAAGCCUGGAGUACCGACUGGGUGCAUUUGGGUUCCUUGUGUCGGGAAAAGAUCCUCACACAUCAGCUGCAGGGAAUUAUGGGAUCCUGGACCAACAGGCAGCUCUUCUUUGGGUCCAACAGAACAUUGCUGUGUUUGGAGGGGAUCCCGCCAAGGUCACAGUAUUUGGGGAGAGUGCAGGCGCUCAGUCGGUAAGCCUUCACCUGAUGAUCCAAAGCAGCAAGCCUCUGUUUAACCAGGCCAUCCUGCAGAGCCUGCCCUUCUCCAUCCCUCUGAAGACCAGACAUGAUGCCCUGAAACUGGGAAAAGACUUUGCUAAACAGACGAACUGCUCUGUGAGCGACUUUGUCUGCCUGCUGUCUCUCACUCCGCAGGCCAUCCUGGCCGCCCAGAUGAAAACAAGUUCCAAGAUUUUGAACCCAUUCAGGUUUCUGGAGGUUUUUGAGACGUGGGGUCCGUAUAUCGAUGGGAAGUUAAUCAAAGAGCAGGCUGUCACUGCCUUUCAAAAGGGGCACUGGCAGAAAGAAAAGCCAAUACUGCUGGGUACAACGUCCGAGGAGGGGGUUCUGUUUGCGUAUGGGGUCUUCAACAAGCCAGUCUCCACAGUGGAGUGCACCGUGUACAUCACAGCCAUCUUUAAACAACACACCCUACAGAUCCUACACAAGUACCUGCCCCUGUACAGGGAUGCUGACCACAGAAAUAUGCUGGCUCAGAUUGUUACGGAUUUUGUCUUCUUAUGUCCAUCGAGGAGGUCAGCAUGUGCUGGCACAGCAGCGGGGAGCAAGUUCUGGAUGUAUGUUUUUGACCAUGUGAUCUCGGACCGCAGUGUCUGGUCAGGUCUCACUUUCUGCUAUGAGCAUUCCUGUCAUGGUGCAGAGCUGCCCUUUCUUUUUCAUUCAGCCUCUGUGGCCAACUUCACCCUGUCACCGUCGGAGAAGCUGCUGUCCAAUCGAAUGCUGUGCUACUGGGGUGCCUUCGCUCACACCGGCGACCCUUCCUCCAGGAGCCAACAGACAACUUUCUGCCGGGAGCAGCGUCUGCCUAUUUGGCCGCGCUAUUCUGACACCAGUGGCUUUCUGGUCAUGAACCUCACUGUGCGUUCCCAUACGCAAGCCGGAACCAGAAACCAUAUAUGUGAUUUCUGGGACCAGCUGGGCAUCUACUAGAGAGGGAACAGGCUGGGCAUGCUGUUCUUUUGUUGAAACUAGAGUCAAAAGAAUGGCUCUUUUCCCUGCAUUGUUUUGUUUCUAAAAGUAGGAUGUGUAGAUGUCUGCUCUAGCUUUGCUCUAGAGUUAGUUAGUUAGUUAGUUGAUGGAGUUUUGCUAGUUACUACAGUACUGCCCUUUUGUCUUUUGUUUGUUGCAAGUAAACCAUGUAUUUGUUUGUAUGCGAGAUUUCUUUUCUAAUUGAAUGCAAGUCUGCAUGACUUGAAUUGUUAUCUAGGAGCAAAGCAGCCAGACGGUACUUUUUAGCUAUAUCAGUCACCAGACUGGAUUAUUACAACAAUUCACAAAUUCAUUACCAUAAUGUUUGGUACAAAAAAUCAUUGCUUAGGGGGAAUCCUGCUCAUUCUGUUCUGUUGUUUAUUAGGGAUUUGCAUAUUUGGACUGGAGUGAAAUGUCUUGUCAACUAUGUGGUGUGGUCCAAAAUAUUUUUCUGCCCUGAAAACACAUCACUGAGUUAUUUCUGCUCACAACUUAUUAGGACCUGCAGCCAUGUGUUGUUCUAAGAGAAAAGCCUCCCUUUACAAAAUGUUAUGACUCAUAAGACACUGGCAUCAAACACUUAGCCAGAAGAAAGCUGGUUCUAUCUGGCAAAAGGGGAAAACGAAUGCAUUUGGUAACAGUGGUGAACAUCAGUAGGACGAUUGGUUGAUGGAAGGCUAGUUUGGUUUCUGGGAUCACGUCUGCUAUGCAGGCUAAUGUCAAAGAAAUGCAGAAUAUCUCAAACAACAGGAAAUUGGAUUUAUGUUGACUGAGCAAGUUAGUGGUGAGCUGGUGAACCAUAUCUUGCUGCCUAUCUGUAACCAAAUCCUUCCUGGAAAUACUAUUUACCUUAUAUAACCUGCGACUUUAAGGCAAAGUGAUUGAAGAUUAAUUGAACUAAUAAUGCUGGUAGAGAAAACCACUGACCGGCAUAUGACAGUAUGGUAAAUACUCUGCUUUAAAUGUGGGUCACUGGAACUAACUGCCAGUCACAAAGCAAUGGUAAAGAGGGAAUUGUUGCAUAUGAGCCCUAGAAGGCAGCAUGGUACUACUCAAAUUUGGGCUGCCAGUGAUGUUUUUUGCUUUUUGCACCCCCCUGCAAACCCCAGUAGUCUUGCAGUGGCACCAUUUCUCACACGUCAUUGUUAUGCUCUCCUGGCUAUUGUUUCUAUCUUAGAUUAUUAAGUAAUUAAGAAUUAAACCCAUGUCAGUCUCCACUUUAUAUUGUACCUUAUGAGCCAGGUAAUAACCCUAAAGGCCAUCAGCAACACAUCUGCGUGUUGUGAAAAGUAAAUGGCUUGAUGCUCUCAGCUAAGUCACUGACAUUUUAUUUGACAUGUUAUGUCAAAACAAUUCAGUUAUGAUUCUCAUCAUAUCAGUCUUGCCAGUAAGUGAUAUGGGUCCACAACGAAUGCUAAUCUAAAUUUACAUAAAUAAGGGUACAGCUUGUCAUAUCAUCCAAGAACAGAGGAGGCAGUAAUUUGUGUGAAAUAGUUGUAGUUUAUGAGUUUUACGUUCCAACAGAAGUGGUUUGAAGUCUUUCAAAUCCUUCACUUGAUCUGGGAGCUUAACUGGCAAAUGUCCUGUCAUAAGCCUGCUUCCUUAGCCUUCAGGCAUUCACCACUCCUGUCUCUUUCUAGAGCAACUGAAGUGGCCUCUCUCCCUACUGGCACAAAGGCCACAGUGAAUUGUCCUGUUUCCUUUGGGGCCAGUUUAAUAUAUGCCACAGACACACAUGACCAUUUUUAUUGGCUGUUUACACACGACUGGUAGCGCGCUGACACACUAGGGUGUGUUGAGGCCACCUCAUUAUCUCAGCAGACAUUUACUUUGCUGUCAUCCAGUAUCAAAGCACGGCCCUGUCUGAGAUGGCCGCACAGCUAAUCAAUUGCUGUUCAUCCCAACACUGCGCCAAAGGCUGUGCUCACAGGCUGUCCCCCUCCCCCUAAAAAACCCUGCUGCUCAUUAUUGUGACAGCUGAUAAGAGGGAGAUGGAGUGAGAGCGAGAGGGGACAAACAGACACAAUCCUUUCUGUUGCCUGUAUAAUUUAGAAAAGGUUAUGGAAUCAAUGUCUGGCUGUCUCCAGCUCCAGAUCAAGGUUCUUGGCUUUGCACAGACAUUCCAAUAAGAUCUGAUUAUGGCCACUGCAUUUGCAAUUAAAAAUCAGAUGACAGCCUUCGCUGCCCAGUAUGCUGCUUGGGACAGUUAGAAUACAGCAGCACGCUGUCCACUGGCGUCCUUCUCAAAACAAAUUGGGCUCGUUCAACUUUUAACCUCCUAGGACCUGGCGUCCCAAUAUGUGGACAUCACAUUUUGGGUUGUCUAAACCAAAAUAC